Molecule: messenger RNA, 252 nt
Organism: Aspergillus udagawae
Lineage: Eukaryota; Fungi; Ascomycota; Eurotiomycetes; Eurotiales; Aspergillaceae
Exons: 2
Coding region: 1-252 (83 amino acids)
Source: RefSeq, a predicted model, not a curated record
AUGACCUCCACAACCACAAAUGCCGGCCUGAUGGUCUACGCCGUCUUCUUUGGUUUCACCUCCGGCACAAUCAUCUCCGGCGCAUCAGCGGCCUUUGCGACCUGCCCCACAAACCCGCAGGAUGUCGGCACCUACAUGGGUAUGGGCAUGGUCGUGGCUGGCCUGGGGGCGCUGAUCGACCCGCCCAUUAAAGGGGCCAUCUUCGAUGCAUUGAGAGGGUUCUUUCAGUUGAGCAUAAAGGUCCUUUCUUAA